AAAACCCGCAAUGCGUGACUCAUAGGAUAAUUCCACAGGGCUAAACCCGUGUCUCCAAGCUCACCCACGAAACCACCACAAACCCCUCCCCUCUAUAUAAAUCCCACUCCCCUGACUCCUCCUCCACUCCUCUCUAAUUAAAACCCCACCAUGGCCGCGUUCACUAAGAAACCUCUUUCCACUGUCAUCUCCAUCGCCGACGCCGCCUUGUGGUACUGCGCGCUGGCCCUCAUCGCCCUCAUCUUGCUAAGUUCCCUCCGAGAAACCCCCGUCGACAACACGAUCGAACCGGCGGUGCGCGGCGGAAAGCUCGCCGGCCGGCCAUGCGACGAGAUAUAUGUCGUGGGGGAGGGGGAGACCCUCCACACCAUCAGCGACAAGUGCGGCGACCCCUUCAUCGUCGAGCAGAACCCGCAUAUCCACGACCCCGACGAUGUAUUCCCCGGCCUCGUCAUCAAGAUCACCCCUUCCAAGCCUCGGUAGAGAGAAAAAGGAGACUCUUUAUAUCGUUAGCCAUGGUGAGAUAUGAAUCAUUGAGCAUCACAUGUAUAUACGAAUACCACCAAUUCAUAGCUCUUGUGAGAGUUAUCUUCUAUCAUCAAGAAAUCCAGCUUUGGAAUGUCAUAUUCGGAUUUGAGUUA
Messenger RNA from Elaeis guineensis (African oil palm), 641 nucleotides. RefSeq lists its product as uncharacterized. The record is from RefSeq and is a predicted model, not a curated record. Lineage: Eukaryota; Viridiplantae; Streptophyta; Magnoliopsida; Arecales; Arecaceae.